AUCCAUACGCUUGAGCAGCUUUCACACGUAUGGAAGCCGGUCAUGCUGUCACUGGAAUAUGCACAAUCUAUGGGUUCACUAGUCGAGUCCAUCCUAGAACGGAUAUUGAAGGAAAUUGAAGCUCAGCCGGAUAUCUCGGAGAUUGAAUCACAAAGAUUGAAUACUUUAUGCAAGUCUUUACAUGGGCUAUCUAAACUUUUCGGUGAUGAUCCACAAGAGACUUCUUUUGCAAAAUACGUACCGAGCUGGUUUAAGUUUUGCUUCCUUUCUGAAUUACUGGAGGCAUCAAUGGCGGAUAUAAUGUGGAUGCAUCAAGAAGGUCUCUUGUUAGAAUACUCAUCCAAUGAGAUCAUCGGGCUUAUACGUGCUCUGUUCUCUGAUAGUAACUUACGGGCUAAAAACAUUGAUAUCAUUGCUGCUGCUAAGAUGGAAAAAUGAUUCACUUAAAUGUUUCACUUUUCUUGGUGAUCAGAAUAUGACCUUUUUUUUGAUAAAAACCAAGUUGAAGUUGAUUGAUAAAAUUUUAGGAGCUCUGAAGAUUGAAUUCAUUGUAAAAAUUUAUUAGAGUGAAUGAAAAUUGAUGCAUACAUACACUUACCAUAUAUAAUGUAAAACAAAAGAAAAGAAAACUUUAC
Melampsora larici-populina 98AG31 is the source of this 635-nucleotide messenger RNA. RefSeq lists its product as uncharacterized. NCBI's taxonomy places the organism in Eukaryota, Fungi, Basidiomycota, Pucciniomycetes, Pucciniales, Melampsoraceae. The record is from RefSeq and is a predicted model, not a curated record. The transcript has 4 exons. Bases 43 to 438 code for a protein of 131 amino acids. Gene Ontology annotation, cellular component: RZZ complex. Gene Ontology annotation, biological process: mitotic spindle assembly checkpoint signaling; endoplasmic reticulum to Golgi vesicle-mediated transport.